Molecule: messenger RNA, 2920 nt
Organism: Hippocampus comes (tiger tail seahorse)
Lineage: Eukaryota; Metazoa; Chordata; Actinopteri; Syngnathiformes; Syngnathidae
Gene: fam234b
Product: family with sequence similarity 234 member B
Exons: 13
Coding region: 197-2359 (720 amino acids)
Source: RefSeq, a predicted model, not a curated record
AAAAAAUUAAAACGAACUUGGCCGUGUAAAAUGACGUCAUAAACUUAACCUGAUGUACUUGUAUAUCAAACAUGUUAGAUUAUCGUCCGACACUUUACAAUAAUUAUUUUAGUAGGGUGAUGUUAUGAAACAUCACCAACAGAGGGUAGCAUUCGUCCAUUAUAAACAGACCUGACCUGUCAAUUGACUUCAAACAAUGGAGAGGCCAAACUACAACUCCCAUGAUGCAACUCAAAAAGCACAGCUUCAAGCGCAGCGGGGUGAAUCGGUCCCCCCUCCAGUUUCCAACAGCUCAUCCCCGCUGUACUGCAGAUCCGCUCCAAGAGAAAUGGCAGCAGUCUUGUCCCGUGCCCUCAAACUACCGGGGAAAAAGGGCUCGGAGCUGGGUGAGUACGACCCACUCACCCAAGCAGACAGCGAGGACGAGAGCGAAGAGGAUGACCUGGUACUCAACUACCCCCGCAACGGUCUGGGCCGGGACACCUACCACGGCGGCGGCUCCACAAAGCUGCGGGGUGGUCGAGUCGGAAGACUGGUGGCGGCCGGAGAUUCGGCGCAGGAGGAUGACGACGACUGGAGAGAGCGACUCCCCAGCAAAUGCCAGCAGGACAGAGAUGAUGUGAAAGGCGGGCCGUACUGGAGCCCGUCCGGGGAGGACAGGGAGCAGUGUGGCGGAUCUGGACUGAGGAUUCACGGGACUGAAGAGGAAGAGAAGAGGCUGAGGAGGAAGAACGCCGUGCGGGCAUCUUUUUUCCUGGUGCCUCUCGUCUGCGCCAUGCUUCUCGUGCUUCUUUGCGCUUUCCUCAUUCCCUGUCAGAAAGGAGCACUGGCAAAGAGGCCAAAAUGGGAGAGAGCACUCGGGGAUGCUGGAGGUGUCACGCCGCCCGCGCUGGCAUUAUGGGAUGUCGACGGCGAUUCGGUGGAUGAUGUGCUGCUCAGCGUCACCGAGUGGACCAAUGACACGCAUCCCACACAAGGAAACAAAAUUUACAGCGCCGUCGCCCUCUCUGGUGCGAGUGGGCAACUGCUAUGGAGGAAAGUCAUGCGGGAGUCAGUCUUGUACAUCCAGUGUGGCCUGCAGCUCAACACCAAGCCAUUACCCGUAUGUCUCCUCAUCGGGAAGUCGAGCAUCAUGGCUGUGAAUGGAACGUCGGGGAAGAACUUGUGGUCCACGCUGCUGAGGAACAUCGAAUCCCAGGCGGUGUUACUCCCAGACGUCCAGGGAGACUCGGUCCCAGAUCUGCUGGUAGCCACCCUGCCCGCCGAUGAGGCUCUGGAUCUCUCCCUCACUUUAAUUUCCGGGCUGACUGGAGCGAAACUGGGACAGUCGGUGUCGUUCAACCUCACCGGACAAGGGAAACUGAUCGGGCCUCUUCUGCAUGAGACGCAACAGGGGGCACACUACAUCGUGUUCGGCCUAGGUAACGUUGUGGCCAUCUCACUGCGGGAUAUGUACGUCCGUGCAAACAGCAAGUUACCGGUGAUUCCCGCGUUGAGACGGAAGGAUCCCGGGUGGGAGGGACUGAAGAAAACCAACUCCUCCUCCUUCAUACACAUUUUCAGAGGAUCUGAAAGCGUGGAGUUCUUGCUGCCCCUGGUGGCCGGUUUUGGCACCUACCACAACAACCUGGACACAGUCUCCAACCUGAACACCAGCAAGAGUGACUGGGUGUUGGUGUACGGCUUCAGCAAGAUCUCUGUGCUAGGCCAGAGGGAUGUCCGCAAACGGUGGACCUUUAACUCCGCCCCCAUCCACAGCCAGCCAACUCCAGGACAUUUUAAUGAGGACGGAAUCCUCGAUCUUUUCUUCCAGCACUCGGCAAAUGGCAUUAUGAAGGCGCAGGUGAUUGAUGGUGCAAAUGGCCGUCCUCUCUGGACGGCGCAGUUUGUGUGCCCCCGUCUUGUUUUGGAAACGGCAGCCGUCUCCACUUCGACCGGCCUCUCGGCUUUUGUCUUCUGGGCCAGCGAGCCAAUCGGUGCGCAGAAGAAUAUCACCAAGGCAACUGUGGCCCCCCCGGCUGUUGUGGCAGCAGAGCCGGUCAUCAGAAAGCUGUUCCUGUUGCAUCCUGCCUAUCCCUCGAUCCUGAUGCAGCUCGCCACGACCACUGAUACCGCAGUGGCUGCUACAGUGAGUUAUGAGGAGCGCCAGAAAGACGCAUCUUACAUCACCGUAUCCUCGCGGCCGACACCCGACUCGAAGGCCGCCGCUCGGAUCGUGAAGAGCAUUCGGCUCCGGGCAGCCAUCGCUCAAGGACAAGUGGUCAGAUUAGGCCAGAGCAGCAAUUCUGGGACAGCUCUGAAACCAGACGUGUUUGAGCUUGACAAGUUCUACAGACACCUGUUCUUCAAACAUCAGUAACGGGACGCUUUUCCACCAUGCUGUGUCACAAGAAGGGGUACAACUGGAGAACUGCACUGAGGAGAGAUUCAUUUAGACCUGUUUACAUUACGCCCGUUUGUCUAUUUAAUUAGCACUUCAUUUCAGUUCAUUAAAUGUGAAGUGUUUUUCGUCAUGUUAUUUAUAUCAUGUUGACUCAAAACUUGUAUUUAUUUAAACGACAGUGUUUUUAAGAUUUUAGUGAAAGAUCAAUUGUUUGGACUUGAACACCGCACAUUGUUUUAAGGGAAAAAAGUAUAAAUGUGGUACUUUAUGGUUGUAAAUCUUACAUGGCCAGUGUUGCAUAUUCUCAGAUCACAAUGAAUCACGAAUAGAAUCCCUUCAAGUGAUCACAUGGUAAUUUUGUAGUUGUUGUGUGUGUAAAUAUCGAUUUCUGUACAGUAUUUAUUGGGUUGAUGUAUUGUGUGUUAUACUGUUUGUAUUAACUGCUGUUUUUUUUCCUCACUUGGCUGCUCAAGAGUACAGUAUGUUAUGUGUAAGUUGCAACUUCCGGUACUACAAAAAUGAAAAAUUUCCACAAUA